This is a messenger RNA of Penicillium brevicompactum, 1335 nucleotides long. Its product is annotated as non-structural maintenance of chromosomes element 4 family protein. Bases 1 to 1335 code for a protein of 444 amino acids. Gene Ontology annotation, cellular component: nucleus; Smc5-Smc6 complex. The transcript is spliced from 3 exons. Gene Ontology annotation, biological process: DNA repair. NCBI's taxonomy places the organism in Eukaryota, Fungi, Ascomycota, Eurotiomycetes, Eurotiales, Aspergillaceae. The record is from RefSeq and is a predicted model, not a curated record.
AUGGCAUCUCACGCACACAUACACCUGGACGAAGAGACUUCAUCUACCACCAGCCUCCACCCAUCGCCCGCCCAUUCCUCCGAUAAAGAAAAUCCCCGAAAUCACACCCAUAAACGAAAUUCCAACGCGAUGGCGCCCCCGAGCAAUAAGAACAAACGCCAGAGACUGGCCACCCGUCACACAAACCUGCAAUCUGUCGGGUCGCAAGUAUCGUCUCAGCGGAGCAGUGAGACCCUGUAUUAUGAUCCCGAUCAGGAUCCUACAGAGCGUGCUCGCAUCCGGAUGGAAACUCGCGAACUCACUCGCGAAGUUAGUGAUUCACGAAGCGAGUACAUGCAGCCUGGGAACACUGGUUUAAAAGAUGCUCUUGCCCAAGCAAAUGAGCUCUAUGCCCAAGUGAAACAAACCUCCGAUGCCACGAUCGAUGCUCGUCUUUUGGUCCAGAUUGCCGAAAUAUCGCACAAGAAAACCUCUCAGCUUGCACUCGGCGCUACAUCCGCCAGUAUUGAUGUUGAUGAAUUUGUUUCGAAAUGUAUCACUUUCAUGCGCCGUGGACAGAAUAAUGCGGCUGCUAGACCAAGCGGGACCCAGCGUGCUCGCUAUGGUCGGUCCCAACGAGACCCCGAUGCAAGCGAUGAAGAUGAUGCGGGUGAUGCCAUGAACUGGGAUCACUUGGGACAAGCCGCUAGCUUCCCCAACAACCGUCGGCCAGCUGUGCCAGGAUGGUUAUUAGGCCCGCUUUCAAUCCAAAAGCGCGUGAGGCAAGUGACGCAGCGGAGAGCGGUUGAAAGGAUAGAUCCCUCCCAGGCAGUUCGGCCUCAGGAGUUGCAGCAACAAGAUCUUGGUGGACAAGAGAGUGCAAACCUGACCCAGAUAUGCUCCGAGAUCAAUAAACUCCUUGGCUCAAAUCAAAAGGCUCGUCUAGAGGCCGCUGCAACAGAACUGGAAAACACCCCGGAUGUUACUCCAGAGCAGGUGCAGGCCAUCAUGGACAAGCACUGGAUUGCUGACAAUGAAGGCAUUCCUUUGUUCCGAUUCUGUAUUAAUCCAAGAUCCUUUGGACAAAGCGUGGAGAACUUGUUCUAUGUUAGCUUCCUGGUUCGCGAUGGGACAGUCGGUGUCUCCACUGACAGCCGAGGUCUGCCCACACUCCAUGCAACGGCACCCUAUGCACCACUAGAGGCGCAAAGGCAAGGAAUUCAGAAACAUCAGGCUGUCUUCAGUCUAGACUAUGACACGUGGGAUUCAGUUAUAGAGCUUCUCAACCUCAAAGAGUGUGUCAUUCCUCACCGCGAGCCGACACAGGAGGAGACCAGCACAAGCUGGUAUGGCUAA